Mercenaria mercenaria is the source of this 1209-nucleotide messenger RNA. Its product is annotated as 26S proteasome non-ATPase regulatory subunit 8-like. Lineage: Eukaryota; Metazoa; Mollusca; Bivalvia; Venerida; Veneridae. The record is from RefSeq and is a predicted model, not a curated record. The transcript has 8 exons. Gene Ontology annotation, biological process: proteasome-mediated ubiquitin-dependent protein catabolic process. Bases 27 to 824 code for a protein of 265 amino acids. Gene Ontology annotation, cellular component: cytosol; nucleus; proteasome regulatory particle.
UUUUCACAGCGUGUAGAUAAAACAUCAUGGCUUCCUUGAAAGAAAUUGUGAUUAUGUAUCAAAGUUUGAAGCGUGAAUGGGACAAGAAGCCAACAAAUUUAGACAGAUGCGGAGAACUGUUAUCUAAACUAAAAAUUGCAUUAACCCAGGUUUCCUUCCUACCUACAGAUGAUUCUGCUCCAUCAAAGCAAGAGCUUCUUGUUGCCAGAGAUAUACUGGAGGUUGGUGCUCAGUGGGCUAUAGCAAAGAGAGACAUACCAGCAUUUGAACGAUUCAUGGCACAGCUUAAAUGUUAUUAUAUGGACUACAAAGAUAAUUUACCGGAAUCCACAUACAAAUACCAGCUGCUAGGUUUGAAUCUCCUCUGCUUAUUGUCACAGAACAGGCUAGCAGAGUUCCAUACAGAAUUGGAAUUAUUACCUGUGAAGGAACUACAGAACAACAUUUACAUCAAACACCCUGUCUCAAUGGAACAAUAUCUAAUGGAGGGAAGCUAUAACAAGGUUUUUCUGGCAAGAGGAAAUGUUCCAGCAGAGAAUUAUAACUUCUUUAUUGAUAUUUUACUAAACACAAUCAGAAAUGAGAUAGCAGGUUGUAUAGAGAAGGCUUAUGAAAAGAUUGCAUUGAACGAGGCAGCUAGAAUGUUGUUCUACGAAUCUGUUAAACAGAUGAAAGAAUACGCAACACAGCGAAAAUGGGAGGUAAAACAAGAUGGGUUUUUCUACUUUGAACAAGAAGAAAAAGAAACAGAUGAAGUUAUCCCAGCCAUGGACCUAGCCCAGCAAACAAUAGAAUAUGCUAGAGAACUGGAAAUGAUUGUAUAGUGCUAUGUUCUUAUUUAUAUGUGCUUCUGAGGAUUGUGAUUGCAAAGAAACAAAAAUUGAGGAAUUCUUCAGCGAGUCCAAGUAUUCAGACUUUUUUUAACAAAAGUAAAGCGUUACAGAAUAGAUAAGCAUUUUAUUACACAUGGGAAAACUUUUAAAUCUCAUGUAUUCUUAUUGCAGCAUUUUUAAAGUUUGAGAGAUAGACAUUCUGAAAAAAAUACUAAGCAACUAAAAAUGUCAUCACAAAAGUGCUGCUGUAUUAGACGACUUGAUACUACUUUAAAUGGUUUAUAGAAAGUAAAUGUUUGUCCAUGAUCAUAAUGUGUUUAAUCUUUGUAUCAUUUUUUUUCUAUUGAAUGUAUGAUAAAAAUGUAUUUAAAUGUUA